AGAGAAUAUAACAAGCAGAUCUUGAUACACAUAAGAUUCAUAUGUCUUCAACAUAUUCAUCCGUGACACUCAUUCCGACACAAUGUUAUCCUCCAAGAAAAUUUGAUAUCACGUGAUAUGUAGUUGAAAAACACGCUAGCCUGUAUUUAAUUAGCGUCAGUGGCGGCUCUGUUCUUGUCUAGAUCGCGACUAGGACGAAGGAUUAUUAGUCGCCAGUCUCAGUUCAUCCACCCUGCUGAGCUGCGCUCCGCAUCAACACUACCCGAAGCCUUACCCUGCGAAUAUUCCUUCUUUAAGCGGAUGGAAUAGGGCCUUCCUGGUGCUGUGAAAACCCCAAACUAUCUGCUCAAGCCGUCACGUUCUGGGCCUCUCUCUGGGCAUCUCCGCCCGCAAAUCCGCCGUCGAAAUCUUGCCCAGCAUGGAGGAUUACGAAGAAGAAUAUGGAGAAGAUGCCUACUAUGACCAAGAUGAAGGGAUUACAUCAGAAGACUGCUGGACGGUGAUUUCGUCCUUCUUCGAAUCGAAGGGUCUCGUGUCGCAGCAGCUCGAUUCUUUCGAUGAGUUUAUCUCGACGACUAUGCAGGAGCUGGUGGAGGAGCAAGGACAGGUAACACUCGAUCAAACUCUGGCUCCUUCUGAAGAUGAGAUAGACCCGGUAGUUUUGCGACGCUAUGAGUUAAAAUUUGGCACCGUGAUGCUUGCGCGACCGUCGAUGACUGAAGGCGAUGGCGCUACCAGUAUUAUGUUGCCACAGGAAGCACGACUUCGAAACCUCACAUAUGCCAGUCCUCUCUACCUUGGGAUUACGAAGAGAGUCACGGAAGGACGAGAGCGACUCAUUGCCGAACGUGAUGAUGCUGAGCAAGGGGAAGAGGAUCACGAUGAGGAGAGGCGGAGUAGGGGAACAUAUUUGCACUGGGAGCCGAAGCCUUUGAAUGAGGAUGAGCCAGAAGAAGAGAAUGUUUUUAUCGGAAGAAUGCCGAUUAUGCUGAAGUCGAAAUACUGCAUCCUCAAGGAUCUAAAUGAACAGUCGCUCUACAACUGGAACGAAUGCCCUUACGAUUCCGGCGGAUACUUCAUUAUCAACGGCAGUGAAAAGGUUCUUAUCGCUCAGGAGCGCAGUGCAGGCAAUAUUGUUCAAGUUUUUAAGAAAGCUCCUCCAAGUCCAACACCAUACGUCGCGGAAAUCCGAAGCGCGAUUGAGAAAGGAUCCAGAAUACUGUCCCAGCUGUCAAUAAAGCUUUUCGGUAAAGGUGACGCCUCCAAGGGUGGCUUUGGCCCAACGAUCCGAUCUACGCUACCUUACAUCAAAACCGACAUCCCCAUAGUUGUUGUUUUCCGGGCUCUAGGUGUGGUGUCUGACGAAGAUAUCCUCAACCAUAUUUGUUAUGACCGGAAUGAUACGCCAAUGUUGGAAAUGCUUAAGCCAUGUAUCGAGGAAGGGUUCGUUAUCCAGGAUCGUGAGGUAGCUCUUGACUUCAUCAGUAAGCGAGGCUCUUCCCCCACAAGCAUGAAUCAUGAGAAGCGGGUUAGGUACGCGAGGGAUAUCAUCCAGAAGGAAUUCCUUCCGCAUAUCUCUCAGAGUGAAGGUAGCGAGACGCGGAAAGCAUUUUUCUUGGGAUAUAUGGUGCACAGGCUUCUCCAGUGUGCCCUAGGUCGUCGCGAUGUUGAUGACCGCGAUCAUUUUGGAAAGAAAAGACUGGAUUUAGCUGGCCCGCUACUUGCCAACCUUUUCAGAAUUCUGUUCAUGAGAGUUACCAAAGAUCUUUACAAAUACGUCCAGAGAUGCGUGGAAACUAAUCGGCAACUAUACCUGAACAUUGGCGUGAAGGCAAGCACCUUAUCUGGGGGUCUUAAGUAUGCUCUUGCUACAGGUAACUGGGGCGAGCAGAAAAAGGCGGCUAGUUCCAAGGCUGGUGUUUCGCAAGUGCUAAAUCGCUACACAUAUGCCUCGACCCUUUCCCAUCUUCGCCGUACCAACACACCCAUUGGACGUGAUGGCAAGAUUGCGAAGCCUCGACAACUUCACAAUACUCACUGGGGACUUGUCUGUCCGGCUGAAACGCCGGAAGGACAAGCUUGUGGUCUUGUUAAGAAUCUGGCUUUGAUGUGUUAUAUUACUGUUGGUACACCAAGCGAACCGAUUAUUGAUUUCAUGAUACAACGCAACAUGGAAGUUCUAGAGGAGUUUGAGCCUCAGGUGUCGCCGAAUGCGACCAAAGUCUUCGUCAACGGUGUAUGGGUGGGAGUUCAUAGAGAUCCUUCUCAUCUUGUAAACACAGUCCAAUCGUUGAGACGACGUAACAUGAUUUCCCAUGAAGUCAGUUUGGUGCGAGACAUUCGAGACCGGGAAUUUAAGAUCUUCACCGAUGCUGGACGAGUCUGCCGGCCUCUCUUUGUGGUUGAGAAUGACCCGAAGAGUGAAAAUUGUGGCUCUCUUGUGCUAUCCAAAGAGCACAUCCACAAACUCGAAGCGGACAAAGAGCUUCCACCAGAUUUGGAUCCCGAAGAGCGCAGAGAACGGUACUUUGGCUGGGACGGCCUUGUUAAAUCCGGUGUUGUUGAAUAUGUGGAUGCGGAGGAGGAAGAAACCAUUAUGAUUGUCAUGACACCCGAGGAUUUGGAAACUUCAAAACAAUUACAAGCUGGAUUUAGUCUUCCGGAGGAAGAUAAUAAUGACCCCAAUCGACGAGUCCGAUCGACUCUUAGCCAAAAAACGCAUACCUGGACCCAUUGUGAGAUCCACCCCAGUAUGAUUCUAGGUAUCUGUGCCAGUAUCAUUCCGUUCCCCGACCACAACCAAUCCCCACGUAACACAUAUCAAGCUGCUAUGGGAAAACAAGCUAUGGGUGUUUUCCUCACAAACUUCGACCAGCGGAUGGAAACGAUGGCAAACAUUUUAUACUAUCCACAAAAACCACUUGCUACAACGCGGUCUAUGGAGUUCCUGAAAUUCCGCGAGCUUCCUGCUGGGCAGAAUUCAAUUGUAGCAAUUGCUUGCUACUCUGGGUACAACCAGGAGGAUUCUGUGAUCAUGAACCAGAGUAGUAUCGAUCGUGGUCUUUUCCGGAGUCUGUUCUACCGAACCUACACAGACUCCGAAAAGAUGGUCGGUAUGACUGUCGUGGAAAGAUUUGAAAAACCCAUGAGAUCAGACACCCUUCGCAUGAAGCAUGGUACUUAUGAUAAGGUCGAUGAUGACGGUAUUGUUGCUCCUGGUGUUCGUGUUUCGGGUGAGGAUAUUAUCAUCGGGAAAACUGCUCCCUUGGCACCUGAGGCAGAAGAGCUAGGCCAGAGGACGAAACAACAUACAAAACUCGAUGUUUCUACUCCUCUGCGUAGUACCGAGAGCGGUAUCGUCGACCAAGUUUUGGUCUCUACGAGCAAUGAUGAUCUGAAAUUCGUCAAAGUUCGGAUGAGAACUACAAAGAUUCCUCAAAUUGGAGACAAGUUCGCUUCUCGCCACGGCCAAAAGGGUACCAUUGGUAUUACAUAUCGACAAGAAGACAUGCCCUUCACUCGUGAAGGCAUUGUUCCGGAUCUGAUUAUCAAUCCCCACGCCAUUCCUUCUCGAAUGACCAUUGCCCAUUUGAUCGAGUGUCAGCUUAGUAAAGUUUCGUCACUCCGUGGAUUUGAAGGUGAUGCAACGCCAUUUACAGACGUGACAGUAGAUUCCAUCUCCAGCUUGCUCCGUGAACACGGCUAUCAGUCCCGCGGCUUUGAGGUGAUGUACAAUGGAUAUACGGGCCGAAAGUUGGUCGCCCAAGUCUUCCUGGGUCCAACUUACUACCAACGCCUACGACAUAUGGUCGACGAUAAGAUCCAUGCCCGCGCACGUGGCCCAACCCAGAUUCUUACACGCCAGCCUGUGGAAGGUCGUGCGAGAGACGGUGGCCUUCGAUUCGGAGAGAUGGAACGCGAUUGUAUGAUUGCUCAUGGCGCCAGCGCAUUCCUAAAGGAAAGAUUAUUUGACGUGUCUGAUCCAUUCCGUGUCCACAUCUGCGAUAUCUGCGGGCUGAUGACACCAAUUGCGAAACUCAAAAAGAGCGAUUUCGAAUGUCGGGCUUGCAAGAACAAGAACAAGAUUUCGCAGGUCCACAUCCCGUAUGCUGCCAAGCUUCUUUUCCAAGAGCUAAUGUCGAUGAAUAUCGCCGCACGAUUGUUUACGAAGCGGUCCGGGGUGUCUUUGCGAUAAUGUUAACCCGUGCCAUUAUGCAUGUCUUGAUCACCUGACCCCAAUUCUUGAGGGUUGGCCAUCCAAUAUUCGAACAUGCUACACCUCCCAACAUUUGGGAACCCGCAUUGUACACAGGAGAAACUUCUUCUACACUCAACAGGGGUUCUCCUAAGAAAAGUUGUACUUUUAAUUAGCAAGGUUCAUUUUUAUCCUUUUUAUUUUGUCGUUACCAUCUCAAAUCCUCUGUUUCCAGCCGAUUUCGCGAUUUAUGCAAAUCUUUCCCCUUUUUCUCGACUUUCUCAUACAAACAUGAGAUAAAAAUACACGCAGUCCCGUCAACGCAAGAGGCAAAUUCCCCUAUACAUUUCUUCCUUUGGCGUUGUUCAUGGCGUUUCUCGAAAUUGUUGCCGUUUCCGUUUUUGGACUUCGAGAAGGCGAAGGUUGGGGAAAAUUUGGAAUGUUUCGACGGAAGGAAAUACCUAAUUGAAUAGCAGGCAGGUCACACAGUUUUAACAUAGGCGGGUUUAUUUCUUGGUCCUCCCAUCCCUGCUUUGCCUCUUGAGCUAAUAAUGGCUGGUGAUGAAUCCAAAAUAUCACCUCAACCUUGAUUCUGCCUCGUCUUUUCAUUCUCACUCAUGUAGUACAGAAGUGGCUAUCAUAACAGGAUUGAUUAAUACAUACAUAAAGCUACUUAAGGGCCUGUUCGGUGACCCCGUCCAGGGCCAUAUAAGGCUAUACAGUUCCAGGUUGUACGGCCCUGGACGGCUCUGGCUGGGGUUAUAUACACACUAACCUGGUUGAAUAAGGUUUUCUGUUUAGUAGAUUCUGUGUGUAACUUCAUACAACUCACCAAGCAUGUCAAGCUGACAGUCAGAUUCAUAUUAUAGAGUUCAACAGUGUAUUUAGUUGAAAAUGUGAUAGAUUUGAACCUAUUCAAGUUAAAUCUGCACUGUAUACACUGGAAUGAGUUGCAAUAUCUGCUGACACAUUUCAGAGUGACUGUACAGCGUUCAGAGAUCUGCAAAUAUUAUCAAAAAUCAAUAAUUAUACUGUGUAACUGUGAUAAUGCAACUUAAAAGACAAUACAAUAGUAUUUAUAUCAUAGUCAGUAGCUUAUAAGACUUGUUACUACAGAAGUGAUUAAUCAGAACAUUUUAACUGUUUAAUCUGAUAUAUGAUGUAUGUAUUAUGAUUUAUUUCAUAGUUUUCAAU
Blastomyces gilchristii SLH14081 is the source of this 5389-nucleotide messenger RNA. Its product is annotated as DNA-directed RNA polymerase II subunit RPB2. Gene Ontology annotation, biological process: DNA-templated transcription. Gene Ontology annotation, cellular component: RNA polymerase II, core complex. NCBI's taxonomy places the organism in Eukaryota, Fungi, Ascomycota, Eurotiomycetes, Onygenales, Ajellomycetaceae. Bases 419 to 4195 code for a protein of 1258 amino acids. The transcript is spliced from 2 exons. Gene Ontology annotation, molecular function: ribonucleoside binding; DNA-directed RNA polymerase activity; DNA binding. The record is from RefSeq and is a predicted model, not a curated record.